AUGAGAUUAGAGCAUGGUUGUGAGAUUACUUAUUGGCACGCUUGGGAAGCUCGUGAGUUUGCUAUUGCAGCUGCUAGAGGUAUACCAGAUCGUAGUUAUUCUAAAAUACUAGCAUAUUUACAUAUGAUUAAAGAAGCUAAUCCUGGUACGCAUACUCACUAUGAAACUAAUGAGAAGGGAAGAUUCAUGUAUCUAUUUAUGUCGUUUGGGCAAUCAGUUAGAGGAUUCUACAAUGCAAUGCAAAGGGAGAUUUUUAUUUAUGGAACUUUUCUGAAAAAAAAAUACAAAGGAGUUCUACUUGUUGCUACUGCUGCAGAUGGUAACUCUAAUUUGUAUCCGAUUGCAUUUGGCGUUGUUGAUUCAGAGAAUAACGAUUCAUGGGGGUGGUUCUUAAGACAGUUGAAAGUGGUUAUUCCUGAUUGUCGAGACCUAGCUUUUGUCUCAGAUAGAAAUGAGUCUAUUGCUAAAGCGAUUGGGAUUGUCUACCCUCAAUUAGCACAUGGAAUUUGCAUUCAUCACUUGUUGACCAAUGUGGUUGCAUUUUUCAAGACAAAAGGGUUGACUGCCUUGGUCGAAACGGCUUCACGAGCAUAUAGGUACACUGAAUUUCAGGAACGUAUCACCGAAGUUUUUGAUUUGAGUCCUGAGCUUGGAAGAUAUCUACGGGAGGCUGAUGUGCGUAAAUGGGCUCGUUCUCUCUUCCCUUGCUCCAGGUAUGACAUUAGGACCACGAAUCUUGCAGAGUCGAUAAAUUCAGUUCUAAGAACACCUAGAGAAUAUCCGAUUAUUCCUUUGCUAGAUAGUAUAAGAGAAAUGUUGACUCGAUGGUUCUAUGAGCGUCGCUUGUUAAGAUCAAAGCAUCUUGAUCCUUUAACCGCUAAGAUGGAGAGAAAGAUUGAUAGGAGAAUUGUGAAGGCAAAAGGAUUCCAAGUUUACAAGGUUGACAACUUGAGAUCGCUUGUGAAAGGAGAUAUAUAUGAUUUUCAUGUUGAUUUGGAAAGAAGAACAUGA
Brassica napus (rape) is the source of this 1011-nucleotide messenger RNA. RefSeq lists its product as uncharacterized. NCBI's taxonomy places the organism in Eukaryota, Viridiplantae, Streptophyta, Magnoliopsida, Brassicales, Brassicaceae. The coding region runs from base 1 to 1011 and encodes 336 amino acids. The transcript has a single exon. The record is from RefSeq and is a predicted model, not a curated record.